Messenger RNA from Pisolithus orientalis, 438 nucleotides. RefSeq lists its product as uncharacterized. The record is from RefSeq and is a predicted model, not a curated record. Gene Ontology annotation, molecular function: structural constituent of ribosome; RNA binding. Gene Ontology annotation, biological process: translation; ribosomal small subunit assembly. NCBI's taxonomy places the organism in Eukaryota, Fungi, Basidiomycota, Agaricomycetes, Boletales, Pisolithaceae. Bases 29 to 310 code for a protein of 93 amino acids. Gene Ontology annotation, cellular component: cytosolic small ribosomal subunit; ribosome. The transcript has 4 exons.
UUCCUAAUACGCUGUCAUAUUAGCACAUAUGCAACCAUCCUUGAUUGUGAGGUCUGGAAGGUCCGCUUGGAAGGGUCCGUACUUCGUCGCUUUUCCAAACUUGAAGCAGGCCUUGGAGGACCACGUUCCGAUAAGAACGCAGGAACGUUCGUGCACCAUCCUUCCUAAUUUCGUCGGAAUUCGUUUCAUGGUCCAUAAUGGUAAAGACUACAUUCCUGUCACUGUCACCCAGGACAUGGUGGGUCAUAAACUGGGUGAGUUUGCUCAUACGAAGAAGCGGUUCGUCUAUCGCAUGACGAAGAACAGAUGAUCCCUCUUAUCUAUGGAGCUGGAAUUUACUUGCGGUUGUGGUAGCAAGACGUAGGGUAUUCAGCCGUACGUAGUGUAAUGUUUUCGUGGAAUAGCAUCGCCGUAGUGGCGGGUAGAUCCGAAAGCGGA